GCCCGCGCCGCCGCCCCGCCGCCCGGCUCCCUGAAGCCCCAUGGAGGAGCCCGCGGCGGCGCAGGAGCGGCAGGGGGCGACGCAGAAGAGACGGGCCUGGGCCAGGAGCCGCGACUCCUGGCAGGCGUCGGAGGCGGAGGAGCCCGCGGCGGCGCGGGACGCGGCGGCGCCGCGGGGCGCGGAGGAGCUCGCCGGCGGGAAGCUGCCGGCGGCGGCCGCGGCAGGGCGCAGCGUCCCCGACGAGAAGAUCGCGAUAUGGCUGAAGGACUGCAGAACGCCUCUGGGAGCCUCCCUGGAUGAGCAAAGCAAUCCUCUGUUGAAGGGCAUGCUGGUGAGAAAUGGAGGAAGUUUUGAAGAUGACUUAUCCCUGGGAGCUGAAGCUAAUCAUCUACGGAGUGAUACCCAGAUGGAAACAUGCAAUGGUAUGUUGGCGAAGGAGAGAAGACUUCAGUUUCACCAGAAGGGGAGAAGUAUGAACUCCACAGGGUCUGGAAAAAGCAGUGCAACUGUUUCAAGUGUUUCUGAAUUACUGGAGCUUUAUGAGGAAGACCCAGAAGAAGUGCUCUAUAACCUUGGAUUUGGAAGAGAUGAACCAGAUAUUGCUUCAAAAAUUCCAGCAAGAUUUUUUAAUUCAUCGUCAUUUGCCAGAGGGAUAGAUAUCAAAGUGUUUCUGAAUGCUCAAAUGCAGCGCAUGGAAGUGGAAAAUCCAAAUUUUGCUUUAACAAGUCGUUUUCGUCAGAUUGAAGUGCUUACUACUGUGGCCAAUGCCUUUUCUUCUUUAUAUUCUCAAGUAUCUGGGACUCCAUUACAGAAAAUUGGCAGUAUGAAUUCAGUGUCUUCCAGCAAAGAGGCAUCCAGCCCUCCCCCUUUAAACCGAAGCAAUACAGCCAGUCGACUAAUGAAGACCUUGUCAAAGCUCAAUCUGUGUGGUGCACAGCAGGCAGAGAGUGGCAGCUGCUCAACUCCGUCACCUGUUGACAAAGGGAAAAGUCCAGUGGAACGAGGGAGUGAGGAAAAUGAUGUUAAAAAUGAAUCUAAAUUACCAAAACACUCUAAAAAGAAAGACUCCUCUUCUUUGCUGGCUACUGUAAAAGAGGAGAUGGCCACUUACCAGACAAAUACUGCAGACAUACACAAACCUGCAAGUCUUCCUGCUGGAACUAAUGAUAUGCAGGAGAGCACUGUGCCCUCAGCAGAUGUGCCAAAUAGCAAGUUGGCAAGCCCCUGGCACAGAUCAUGUGAAGAAUCUCAUCUUCUGGACUCUCCUAACCUUAGCAGUGAUUCUAAUACAUCUAGUGAGUCAGAAAGUAGCAGUCAAAUACAAAGGCCUCAUAUGUCUUCGUCAGGUAAAGAAUCCUGCGCUCCUAUAGCAAAUCCAUCCAUAAUGAAUCUAAUGCUGCCACAGAAGGACUCCUUUGAGAUGGAAGAGAUACAGAGCACAGAGGGGGAUCUACCACAUGUUCCAACUUCUCACCAGCUGGUAGUGGCCAAAUCAAGGAAAGAUCAGUUGUUACGGACUGCUAGUCAGCACUCUGAUAGCAGUGGCUUCGCAGAAGAUUCCUCCACAGACUGUUUUUCAUUUAACCACCUUCAGGUUCAUGAGUCUUUGCAGGGCAUGGGAAGUAGUGCAGACAGUUGUGACAGUGAGACAACGGUGACGUCGCAUAGUGAGGAACAGAAGACACCAAUAGCCAAGGAGCUUCUCUUUUUCAAUAAUUUUGAGGAGGAGGAUGAAGAUGAAGAUGAUGACGAGGAAGAAGAGGAUGUUCUCUCUGAAAUGGAGAGACAAGAGGUAGAGGCAUCUUCUGAGAACAGAGGAAAAGACAGUAAGAACAUUCCUGAAUAUGAAACUGAACAAAAGCUAGAAAGAGAAAGCAAGUCAUCUCAUAUAUCAGAGACCGUUCAAGCAGAGGUCAGCUCCAAAGGAGAAGAUAUUUCCAAUGACCAAAAAGAAUUAGAGCUACUGGAGGAAGGCAGUGAUGAAAGUGAUCUUGACAGAAGCAGUGCAUUUGAAUUUCCUCAGUACCAAACACACCAUAUCCUGAAGCCAGUAGAAUCCCUUGAAGCUGAUGGCUCAUUGCCUUCCUCAGUGGACAGGGUCCGUGUGGCACUGCAGAGAGCCCAAAUGAAGGUCAUCAGCACAUCUGAUUCCAGAGCAGGACGCACUCCGCUUAAAUCAAAAGAUCUCCUCAGGAAGCAGAGGUGCUGGUUUGCUGAAUCGGGCUAUCCUCUAAGGCGAUCUCAGUCUCUCCCAACUGCAUUACUGAAUCCAGUGAAAGUAGUGUCCUCUGUGAAUGUUCAAUUAACUCCGGGAAAAGAGACUUUGUGCAGUCCUCCUUCUUUCACCUACAAGUACACCCCUGUGAAGGACAAUGAGAACUUGACAUCUGAGAAGGACAAAUCAGAGGGUGAGCUGGCUGCCAGUCAGCCUGUGUGCAAAUCCACACUGUUCAUUGCUCCCUCAUCCUCCAAAAAAGAAGUGUCCCAGAGCGGGCCUGGCAGACUACCCGAGGAGUCCCUUCACUCCAGGGUACAAAGCUGCCUGCUGCAUACCCCAGCACACAUGUCCCAGUCAGCAUGUUCCCUCCACUCGCUCCACUCUGAGUGGCAGGACAGACCUCUCUGUGAACACAUGAGGACACUGAGCACCCACAGCGUCCCAAGCAUCUCCGGCUCUUCCUUUGGCGCUGCGCUUUCCCCUUUCGGCUGUCCCUUCUCUCCAAGGCAUGCUGGAUACUCCCAUCGAUCACAUGCCAUCAAUCCGCCCUCCACUGUGGAAAUGCAGCUGCGCAGAGUCCUCCAUGAUAUCAGAAGCUCUCUGCAAAAUCUGUCUCAGUACCCGGUGAUGAGAGGUCAUGAUCUUUCAGCCGCUACUAGUUACACUACUCGGAGAUCAUCCAUUCUACCUCUCUAUGAAAAUACUUUCCAGGAACUACAAGUGGUGAGGCGAAAUCUUAACCUAUUCAGAACCCAGAUGAUGGAUUUGGAAUUGACUAUGUUGCGUCAACAGACAACGGUUUAUCAGCAUAUGACUGAAGAGGAAAGAUAUGAAGCUGAUCAGCUACAGAGCCUGAGAAAAUCUGUCCGCAUGGAGCUACAGGAGUUAGAAAUACAGUUAGAAGAACGUCUGCUUGCUUUGGAAGAUCAGCUGAGAAGUCUGCAUAUGUCUUCACCUUAUAGACCUCAGACACAUAUGGGUAUGUAUGGCAGCAGAAGUACUGAUAAUUUGUCAUGCCCAUCUCCAUUGAAUGUCAUUGAACCAGUCUCUGAACUUAUUCGAGAACAGUCAUUUCUGAAGUCUGAAUUGGGUUUAGGACUGGGAGAUCUUGGACUGGAAACUUUGCCAGCAGAAGGUUCAGAAUCUGUAUUCUCCCAUGGAAACUCUGAUUCUUCUUCAGUGUGCUCCAGUCAUGCAAGUCGGAAAGCUGGUGUGGGAUCCUCUGACCUAACGGGAAAGUCUAAGAGUCAAAGCAAAAAGUUAUACCGAGCUUCUGUUGCCUUAACACCAACUCCCCCGGUGAGACCAGGUGCUGGACAGCAAGUAGAAAGCUCCGAGGAGCUUGCAGACUGUAAGCCAGAGGUGGAACACAAACUUGAAAAAGUCCCACUAGUGCCUUCAGUUGAUGAAAUCCACAAAAGCGUGGAGCAGGAGGAGUUACAGCAAGUCAUACGAGAGAUCAAGGAAUCUAUUGUUGGUGAAAUACGACGAGAAAUAGUAAGUGGAUUGUUAGCAGCUGUAUCAUCCCCAAGCACAUCUGCAACUGCAAAACAAGAUUCACAGUCAUGAAAUGGAUACUGCAGGUUGGAUGUAGUCCGAAAUGCUGUGGAAUUCUGCUUUGGGCGGCAUACACUGGUGAAAGUGUCAAGUUAUUCUUGCUUCAGGAGAUGUUAAAGCUGCUGAGAUAGGCUACUGUAUUUAGUGCUUGGUUCUAUGAUGCAUACUUUUCCUUGAGUUCAUAUAUGAAGCCUUAGACACUUUAACUAGUUUAUUACUUUCCACAAAUCAUCAACAAAACUGUGGCUAUCUGAAAGGUUUUGUAUUUAUUUGUAUGUCCCUGUUGUAAAUUUUUAUGUAGCUAAUUUCUUUAUUUAGUGAUGCAUCAUGAAACUUGAAGAUUUCCAGACUUAAACAAUUUAUAAAAACACACACACAUUCAGCCUAGCUUUUUUAAAAAACAGACAAAAACACUGACCUCUGUGAGGUAUUUAUUGUGCAAUAACUGAUCCACUUUGAGAGCUUGAAACAACCAAUAAUUGUUUCUACUGCUGUUACUUAGUGCCACUUCAAAAGAAGGAAAAAUCCUGUUGUAAAAGUUGCUCUUAAUUCUUGGGGAGGUUACUAUUAGCAGAGUGGUAGAAUGACAUGAGGUUACUUAAAACUACUUAAAGUUCUGACACUGAAAGCCUUAUCUUUGUGUAGAAGACUACUUUUAACUAAUUUUAUUUGCUUCCUUACUGUUUGUUUGCCCAUCCUUCUGUGGAAAAAUGCCUUAUUUUAAGCAUUGUUUUUGUCUUUGAUUGCUUCUCAGUCAUACCAAGUUCUCUUUUCUGCUUUAUAUUAACAGAAUACAAUCAAAGUACUGAUACUCUGAAAGCAAUUAGGAUGUAUAACUUGGCAUGGAUGAGUGACCUUGCUUGUAUUAUUGGGAGAAUGGAAAAAUAUCUUUUUCUUCCCCUUCCUUCACUGAUUCUAUUUUCAGUUAGCCUAGUGAACAUGUGUUUGUUCCGAUGGAGAAAAUUGGAAGUCAUUGGAGGUUUUAUGUGGUCAAGUAGACAUUUAGCAGAUAUGUAAUAUCCCAUCUGACUGUGCUUGGAACUCUUUUUUUCUCCUUUGCCAUUUCCAGCUACUAAGACUUUAUACUUUGUCAAGGUCUUUAAUCAGAAAUUGUUUUGAAUAUAACAAUAUUACAUGAAAAAGUUUAUCUAAAAGAUUUUAAUUGUGUAAUUGUGUUAGGAAGUCACACACAAGGGCUGAUUUCUUAAAAAAAAAAAAAAAAAAAAGAAAGAAAAAAUCUAU
Rhea pennata is the source of this 5017-nucleotide messenger RNA. It is a transcript of the gene ITPRID2, whose product is annotated as ITPR interacting domain containing 2. NCBI's taxonomy places the organism in Eukaryota, Metazoa, Chordata, Aves, Rheiformes, Rheidae. The transcript is spliced from 18 exons. The record is from RefSeq and is a predicted model, not a curated record. Gene Ontology annotation, molecular function: signaling receptor binding. Bases 41 to 3787 code for a protein of 1248 amino acids.